Funneliformis geosporum is the source of this 531-nucleotide messenger RNA. Lineage: Eukaryota; Fungi; Glomeromycota; Glomeromycetes; Glomerales; Glomeraceae. The record is from the annotation of a GenBank genome assembly.
AUGAUUGAUUCUGAUGACUUAUUUUUGUGGCAAAAUUGGGAAGACUUUAAUGUUAGAUUUUUAGCAUUAAAAUUUUGUUUACUUUCUGUUUAUGGAUAUAAAGAAAUUUACGGAAGUGAUUUUUUAAAAGGUGCAUAUUGUGGUGAUAUGCUUAAAAAUAUUGUCAUAAAGAUUCCAGAAUGGAAUACUAUUGAAGUUCAUUUUAUAAAAGAAAGGUUUCCAGGAGACGGUUCUUGGACAGUCACAGAUCUAUAUUCUAAUGAAAAGCUUUUAAUAAAGGAGAAAAAUCUUGCAGUUUAUAAAAAUGGAGAGGCAGCACCAUUUGAUGGGUUUAGUUAUAUUCAACUUAAAACUACCAACAACAAAGAUGUAAUAAUGGCUUGCUUACAAACUAAAUGGAGAAAGUUAGAAACUGCACAACCUCAGAAGAUUACAAUAAGUAUGAUUAAAAAAGAAUAUGAAUCUACGAAAAUGGCACUUGCUGAUAAACUUAAUCUUCAAGAUGAUGAUUUUAUUUUUCUUUUAUUAUAG